Molecule: messenger RNA, 1077 nt
Organism: Olea europaea var. sylvestris
Lineage: Eukaryota; Viridiplantae; Streptophyta; Magnoliopsida; Lamiales; Oleaceae
Product: thioredoxin-like 2, chloroplastic
Exons: 4
Coding region: 153-761 (202 amino acids)
Biological process (GO): cell redox homeostasis
Source: RefSeq, a predicted model, not a curated record
GAUUUGACUGUGUAUACUGUAUAAUACUAAUUGUUUACAAUGAAAAAUUUUAAUAAUAGGAAAUCCCUUAUUUUAAUUGAUAAUUCCACGGAAAGUUUCAGAUUUCAUACAGUUGAAAAUUUGUUUAUGCACAAAUACACUAUUACAAUUGUAUGAAUAUGCAGGGAAACUCUGUUCUCUCACAAAGAUUUCAUAAUCAUAUUAGAUUUUCAUUAAAUUCAUCUAAUACGUAUUGUCAACUGCAGUUUAGUAAGUGCAAUUUAAGAUCGUGGAAUCGCGAAUUUUCGUGUUCAUUUGCUGCCAAGCCUUUUAAUUUUGCUCACAGAAGAGGAUUUUUUCUAUUUAAGGUGCUUGAAAAUGUUCGGGUACAUGCAACUGCUGCUGAAACCGACCAACCAAAUUGGUGGGAAAAGAAUGCUGGCCAAAAUAUGAUUGACAUACAUUCGACGGAAGAGUUUUUAGAUGCUUUAAGUCAAGCUGGAGAUAGAUUAGUCAUUGUUGAAUUUUUUGGAACGUGGUGCGCAUCUUGCCGGGCGCUGUUUCCUAAGGUAUGCAGGAUUGCAGAACAACACCCAGAAAUCAUCUUUCUCAAGGUGAACUUUGAUGAGAACAAGUCCUUGUGCAGAAGUUUGAACAUAAAGGUCCUUCCAUAUUUUCACUUUUAUAGGGGAGCUGAUGGCCUGCUGGAAUCAUUUUCGUGCUCUCUCGCAAAGCUCCAGAAAUUGAAGGAUGCCAUUGCAACCCAUAACAAAGCUCAUUAAGACCAGGGUCAGUCGAAAGAUAACAGUGAUAGACGUCAACAUCUUCCUGUAAUAUCUGCAGCGCCAGAAGACAAAGAAGUAUAAUCGACUUUGUUACACUGUAUUAUAUCACUGCUGACCUUGGUCGUGUUAUGGCUUUAUUCUUACUUUCUUUUGGGUUAAAGAAAAAAAGGCCCUCUGUACAUGCUUCUCUAUAAAAGAACUCAGAUUCAAUUAUAUGUCCAUUCAUAAUUCGUGUAACACUUACUGCAGAAGCACUCUACUUUAUUACCUAUUUGUAUAUAAAUAAAAAAAUGUGAUGUAAUUGCUGGUUUUA